Messenger RNA from Kluyveromyces lactis, 327 nucleotides. RefSeq names its product translation initiation factor eIF1 (gene SUI1). Gene Ontology annotation, biological process: translational initiation. The coding region runs from base 1 to 327 and encodes 108 amino acids. NCBI's taxonomy places the organism in Eukaryota, Fungi, Ascomycota, Saccharomycetes, Saccharomycetales, Saccharomycetaceae. Gene Ontology annotation, cellular component: eukaryotic 43S preinitiation complex. The transcript has a single exon. Gene Ontology annotation, molecular function: translation initiation factor activity; ribosomal small subunit binding; RNA binding. The record is from RefSeq and is a predicted model, not a curated record.
AUGUCUAUUGAAAACCUAAAGUCUUUUGAUCCUUUUGCUGAUACCGGUGACGACGAGACAACUUCAGCUAACUACAUCCAUAUCCGUAUUCAACAAAGAAACGGUAGAAAGACAUUGACAACUGUGCAAGGAGUUCCAGAAGAAUAUGAUUUAAAGAGAAUCUUGAAGGUACUUAAGAAGGACUUCGCCUGUAAUGGUAACAUUGUUAAGGACGAAGAAAUGGGUGAAGUUAUCCAAUUGCAAGGUGACCAAAGAGCUAAAGUCAGUGAAUUCAUGAUCACUCAACUAGGAAUGCAAAAGAAAAACAUUAAGAUUCACGGUUUCUGA